AACGACACUAAUUCAAGAUGGCGGCCACCGACUUGAACGAAAUGCGACGGUACUUUGAAAAUAACUCAAGAACGAAAGACUUUGUUGCCCAUACAGCCAAGGUUCAUUCGGUGGCGUGGAGCUGUGAUGGUAGAAGACUUGCUUCAGGAUCUUUCGAUAGAACUGUCAGUAUUUUUGUUCUAGAGAAAGAUCGCUUGACAAAAGAAACAACCCAUAAAGGCCACGGUGAGAGUGUCGAUCAGCUCUGUUGGCAUCCUAGCAAUUCAGAUCUCCUUGUGACUGCGUCUGGGGAUAAAACUAUCAGAAUAUGGGAUGCAAGAGCUAACAAGUGUGUGUCAGUAGUAAAUACUAAAGGAGAGAAUAUUAACAUAUGUUGGAGUCCUGAUGGCAACACAAUAGCAGUGGGAAAUAAGGAAGAUCUGAUAACAUUUAUAGAUGCAAGAACUUACAAGGCAAGGUGUGAUGAACAAUUUAAAUUUGAGGUUAAUGAAAUUUCCUGGAACAACACAAAUGAUUUAUUUUUCCUUACAAAUGGUCAUGGAUGUAUUAACAUAUUAAGUUACCCAGAUUUGAAACCACAACAGACAUUACAUGCUCAUCCUGCUAACUGUAUCUGUAUAAAGUUUGAUCCCAAGGGAAGAUACUUUGCAACUGGAAGUGCAGACGCUUUGGUGAGCCUGUGGGAUCUGGAUGAGCUGGUGUGUGUGCGAACAUUCUCAAGAUUAGACUGGCCCGUUAGAACACUGAGUUUCAGUCACGAUGGAGAGAUGCUGGCGUCUGGCUCUGAGGAUCUUAUCAUUGACAUAGCGAUGGUCGAGACAGGCGAGAGGAUAUGUGAAGUACCAUGCAAUGCUCCAACCUUUACAGUAGCCUGGCAUCCACAGAAACCUCUCUUGGCUUUCGCGUGUGACGAUAAGGAUAAACACGAUCGUGAUGCCGGCACUGUCCGUCUGUUUGGACUGCCAACCAACUCUUCAUAACCCUGGAUAGCACUGAAUUAUCACAGUCGGAGACCGUGGUUGUUGUGGAACAUACUUUGCAAACGCACUACCGCGUUCAAGACACUCUUAAACUGUUCAUUGAUGUUAUGUUUUGGUCCAUUUCUUCUGCGAGAAUUAAGAUCGCGUUGUGUUAAAAUAUCUGUACAUUUUUAGUCUGGUUUAAUGCAAUUUUACUGUGAAUGAAAUGAGGAAAAGAAUUUUGAGGAUUCUUGUAAGCCUGGAUUGAGUGCCUGGAAAAUUGGACAUCUCGUAACAGACUAUUAGGUAAAAAGAGCUUGGUUUAUAUACCCCAACACUUUUCGUGGACCAGUGCGAAUACUGCACAAGGAAAUUCGCUUACAGCUAUAAGCUUCUUCAGCUUUCAUGUGUCGUGGUAGUCGUAUGAAUGCGGGUGCAAUAAAGAAUUUGCACUACGAGUGAUAUGUGAGAAUAUUUUUCAAAAUUGCACGAGCCUUGAGGUUGGUGCAGUUUGGAACAAUUCUGAACUAGCACGAGUAGUGUUUCAUUAUAUGAACAAAAA
Messenger RNA from Orbicella faveolata, 1521 nucleotides. RefSeq names its product THO complex subunit 3-like. The record is from RefSeq and is a predicted model, not a curated record. Lineage: Eukaryota; Metazoa; Cnidaria; Anthozoa; Scleractinia; Merulinidae. Gene Ontology annotation, molecular function: protein binding. Gene Ontology annotation, cellular component: THO complex part of transcription export complex. Gene Ontology annotation, biological process: mRNA export from nucleus.